AUGGUAGUUGAGGGGAAGCAACCGCUAAAGAAGAAAUCCAAGACAGAGAGUCUCGUUGAUCUUCAGAAUAAUAAUGAUAAUAAUAAUGACUCAUCUUCAGCUUCAACUCAUCCUCUCGAAAAGACGACUACCAAGAAAUCAGGCAAGAAGAAAAAGCAACGACCGAUAAAGGAAACUGAUACAGAGUCUGAAGCUGAGACAUCGGAAGCCUUCAAGUCCUCGUCCGAGUUUACCAAAAAAGGAGGUCGGGUGAUUGGAAAACGGAAGCCAAGUGCUCGACCAAAAGCUGGUAAUUUUGUACCAAAUCAGGACAUUCUGAAUCAGCCAUUUCCAGAUUCACCAGGCUCUCUGAGAUCUACAAGGCGACUGAAACAAUCAAAUCUGCUUAGUCCAAAGCAACAGGGGGGAAACAAACUAAACACAGGGAAUGGUCAGGGAGAAAAAUCAACAGUAGCGCAAGCUAGAAAGGGAAGGGGGAGGACUCGAUCCAUAAGUCCGACAAGAAUCGAUAGUAAAGUGUCGGUUGCGUCCGAGGGAAAAGGGGCAGCUAAGAAAAAGAAGAUAAAAAGCUCAAGGAGCCAUUCUGCAAGUCCAGUGAGGAAAGCCAGCAAUGUUUCAACUUCAUCAGACGGUGCCUUGUCAAAGUUUCUUAAGAAAAGGGAAGAGAGCAGCCGAUCCUUAAGUCCAACCAGAAAAGGUAGCCAUGUUUCCAGUGUAACCGAUGGAAGUGGAGAACUAUGGACCCUUCCUCGUAGAAAAUCAUCCGUUCGUUCGAGUCAGUCCUUGAGUCCAACUAGGCAGCGGAGAGGCUCAUUGGCAAAAGUGAUUGAAGAAAAUGAAUCCGCUGGGGUAUCCACCAUUCUGAGGAAUAAAAUGAAGGCAAUGGCAAGGAGUGAGUCUACUAGUCCAGUCCGAAAACCAAGGAAUGUAUCAAAAGCUGUCAAAGUAGGGGAACUUUCACCAUUGUCUGGUGUGCUACAGAAGAAAACGAACGAAAUCAGAAGGAGUCUAACCUUGAGCCCGAUACGGGAAGCAAAGACUGUUUCGAAAGCGCUCAAGGGCGACCAAUCAGCACAACUCACGAAUGUUCUGAAAAAGAGAAAUAAACAGGCUGAAAGAAGUAGAUCCCCAGUCAGGAAAGAAGCGAGAAGUAGAUCAUCGAGUCCAGUUAGGAAAGGAAGAGCCACUUCCAGAGAGGAUGACGAAUCAUUUGCGUCAUCCAGAAAGACGACACGACGACCAGCGAGUCGGUCUCUGAGCCCAGUGAGAGAGAAUACCGACGUGUCGCAAGUCGAAAAGAUGCCAGCGUCACCAGGAUCGCUGUCCACGAUGUUGAGGAAAAAGAGGGAACAACUGCAGCGAUCAUUGAGUUCCAUAAAAAAGACCACCGAAAGUUCACAGGACAAUGAUGGAGAUGGAUCAUCGCGUGGGGCGAGAAGUCUUCCAUUGAUUCCAAAGUCGAGGAAAUCGUUGUCGCCAAAAGGUCGUUCUGCCAUAGAACAUCAAAACUCGGCAAGGAUUGACUUUACAGGUGCUGUCAUUGAUAUGGAUGAGAAUCCGAGUGAACAUUCACAACUCACAAUGCCCACCAGUGUGCACAAUGACGGCCCAGAGAGACCAAAGAAUCGAAUGCAAUCUUUACAAACAAUCAAGUCGCACCAAGAAAGUGACGAUGAAGAGGAUUAUGGCCAACCUGCUUCAACACUAUCCUUUGCCGCGGAACCUCCAGUUUCGGUUUUAUCGUUUGGGGAGAAGACUCCGGACUCGGCGCAAUUUUCUGUUUUCGAUACAAGCGAAUUAGGUUCGGCGUUAGAGGAGCACAUUCAGAAAUCCAGAUCCAAAGAUACAGAGAACUCUACACCGUCGAUAGAAGAUGAUGACUCUGAAAUGGCGAGACCUUCCUUCAGACAUUUGCAUCCGGAGUCCGAGCGGAAACCAGUGUCUGAUAGAGCUGCCCCGCCGGGUGGAAAUUUGGCCAACAGCAAUCGUGCAGACUCAUUUCCAGAUGAUUCAAAGAUACAGAAAUUCCUGCGGUACAUGUACAUUUUGCCACCGCAUCGUAACGAAGGCUCACGAGAACGACGAAUGAGAAUACUCACAUGGGCUUCUCUGUUUUGUGAUUUUCUUGCUGGCCUUGUUGCGGUGUCCACCUUCCGUACUGUGAAUACAUGUUGUGGUGUUCCCAUCUUGUCAACCAUCGUCAAGACAAAUUGGGACUUGAUUAUCAGAGUCAUUGUCUACGUCUACAUUACCAUGAUUUUUCUGGAGGUUGUUCCUGUGGUUCGACACGAAUUGCCAUUUAAUCUGAUCAAUCCAACUCUUGGGUUCCUGGUCACAUUCGCAGUGUUCUUUGAUGACGAUAUUGCAGAAGCCGUGUUUAUGUGGGUGAUCGAAGUCAUUGCAAUCAUUUGUGAAUUUGUGGUAUAUCGUUUGAAGAAAAUCACGUACCAGGAGAAAGAGGGCUUAAUCAUUGAGACUGAAGAAGAAAUCAAGGAAAUCAAGGACCAAAUGCGAGAUCGAAGGCGAAGAAUGAAGAAUCUUCGAGAAAGAGAAACACCCGAUUCUCCUGGCAAAUACAAAGGGAGGGAAACAUCCAAUUCUCCUGGCAAAUAUAAAGGCAGGGAAACAUCCAAUUCUCCUGGAAAAUACAAAGGUAGGGGGGCAUCCAAUUCUCCGGGCAAAUACAAAGGCAGGGCGAUGAAGCAACUGAGUGGGGAAAAUGGUGCCUAUCCAGAGCCACCUUUUACGCCAACAGGACCGAAAUCAUCUGGUUCCAUUCGCUCCGAUUCAAACAAUCGUUCUGCACCAGGCUCUCGAAAGUUUUCAAAUUCACCAAAACGAAUAGUAUCGAGAUCCCCCAUGCACGAGAGGUCAUCGCGCUCGAUGAGUCUGGGAAGUCGAUCGGCAGACGGAUCUCUAUCUCCGGUUCGAACCUUUUCCAACUCUCAGAAACGCAUUUCGUCCAGGUCACCGCUACGAGAAAGAUUGGGUGACACCGAGUCGAUAGGAUCGAGGGGCGCAUCCUUGUCGCCUGUACGGGAAUCCUUCCAUCCACGAAGGACUUCGUUGUCCCCGAUGCGACGAGGGUCUCCUGGGUCCUUAGUCCACGAGAACAACUCUGCAGCUUCUUCCAGAUCUCCCGUUCGACACCGAAUCAUCAAACGAACCGCUUCGUUGUCACCCGUCAGACGAGGUUCCUCUGGCGCUUUUAGCAACCGAUCCACUGGGUCGUCAACACUACGAUCCGAUGCGAGUCCUGGUCACAGUUACCGCCCGGGCCCACGCUUGGGGCGAUCACCAGUCCGGCGGCAGUACUCAUCCUCUGAUGUGAGGCGUGUUUCCUCGGAGUCCAUGCGCCUAAUACCCAUGGGAAGUGACGAACACCACCCGUCGAGUACGUUUAGCAUGACUCUCGAGGACGAGGAAUUGGAAGCCCAGCGAAAGGAACAACGAAUGGAUGAUCAGGCAGAGAUGAGGAAAAUGAUCAACGUUCGUAGGUGGAAACAAGAGCAAGAAGUCACCCUGUCAAACUUGGGGUAUUUGUUGGUGGGGGUCAUCUACAAUUUUUGCUUGGUGAUUUUUACCAUGAUAUUCAUUCUUAUGAUUGCCAAAAAUGAAGGCUUGUGUAUUGCCGAUCUGUCGGCUCCCGCCAUCUUCGAUUCGGGGCAGUUGGAUCGGUGUUAUGAAUGCAUUGGUGAGGAUUUGUCAGAUGGACGCUGCGAAGUCUGCACGGAUGAAGUCAAACACUGUUAUUGGGGAUACUAUUAG
This is a messenger RNA of Cylindrotheca closterium, 3768 nucleotides long. The record is from the annotation of a GenBank genome assembly. NCBI's taxonomy places the organism in Eukaryota, Bacillariophyta, Bacillariophyceae, Bacillariales, Bacillariaceae.